AUGCCUAAAACCAAAGAAAUCAUCUCAAUUCUCUCCAAGUUCACUCCCUGUGAUGUCCUGGACGCAUUGGUAAAAUAUGGAUCCACAAAUGGUGGAUAUUUGCCAAACCUCGUGCUUCGCUCUAAAGUUGCUUCUGGUGUGCUGUCCGUGGUCGGACCAGCGUAUACGGUAUUGUAUGCACCCAAGAGCGACCCCAGGCCAGCUGUAAAACAGUCGUAUAUCGAUGAAAUACCCGAGGACAGUGUUUUGGUGAUCGGAUUGCCAUUGUCUUGCCAGAAGCCAAAUGCUCCCUAUGUCACUGUGAACAAUGCUUUGUAUGGGGGGCUAAUGUCCACGAGGGCCCAGUAUCGAGGCUCCAACGGUUCCGUAGUUUUAGGUCGUAUUAGAGAUUUGGACGAGCACAUUGAGUUGGGCCACCCUGUAUGGAGCUAUGGAGUAGGUAGCACUGCUCCAGGACCUGUAGUCAAGGUUGUAGGUAUAAAUGUGCCCUUAGAAGUUAGAGUGGGAGACGAUGAGAGCGAAAUAAUCGGAAUAAACCCAGGGGACUUCAUCGUAGGCGAUAAGAACGGGAUUGUCAAGUUAGAGGUCGGAGAUGAGAGCAAGCUAGAGCAGAUCUUAGAGUACAUUCCAAAGAGGGUUGACGCUGACACUAAAGUCAGUGAAGAUAUUAAAAAGGGAAAGGGAGCUCUGGAAAGCCAAAAGCUUUGGAGAGGUAAGAUCUAG
Messenger RNA from Dujonia railenensis, 723 nucleotides. Lineage: Eukaryota; Fungi; Ascomycota; Pichiomycetes; Serinales; Debaryomycetaceae. The record is from the annotation of a GenBank genome assembly.